Messenger RNA from Rosa chinensis, 1056 nucleotides. Its product is annotated as MDIS1-interacting receptor like kinase 2. The coding region runs from base 575 to 880 and encodes 101 amino acids. The record is from RefSeq and is a predicted model, not a curated record. The transcript is spliced from 2 exons. NCBI's taxonomy places the organism in Eukaryota, Viridiplantae, Streptophyta, Magnoliopsida, Rosales, Rosaceae.
UAGCUUAGUUGGAUUGAGUACAACAUCAUGAAUGGGUUUCAGAAGCCUCCUCUGUUUUGAUCUCCUCCAUAUUUUCGUGCUCUUUUUGCUUCCAUUGAAGGCCACCUCAUCACUAAGAAUACAGGCUGAAGCUCUCAUGAACUGGAAGCACAGCUUUACAUCUUCAUCACCUUCUCUUAAUUCAUGCUCUUUCGCAUACCUAAACAACCUCUGCAACUGGACUGCCAUUGUCUGCAACCACAACAGCAGAACAGUCUCCAAAAUUCACCUCUCAAACUUGAGCAUCAGUGCAACACUAACCCAGUUCAACUUCAACAAGUCUCUGGAUCUCACCCAUUUUAACCUGAAUGGCAACAAUUUGACAGGGUCUAUACCAUAUGCCAUUGGCAGCCUCACCAAGCUUACAACCUUGGAUUUGGGAAACAAUGUUUUGCACAAGAAGUGCUUGCACAAGGGUGAAAAUUAUGCAAGGAGGAGCACAUGCAAUCUUUCACUUGCACAAUGACUGCUUCAAGCUCAUCGUUCACCUGUACAUAACGCUGAACAACAUAUUACUACAGCGGGAUUUUGUGCCAUGGCUAUCAGACUUUGGAACGGCAAGACUAUUGAGCUCGGAUUUCUCAAACUGGACUGCUGUAGUGGGUCUUAUGGCUACAGGGCUCCAGAGUGUGAUGUAUACAGCUUUGGGGUGGUGGCAUUAGAGAUCAUGAUGGGAAGGCAUCCAGGGGAGCUAUUGGAAUCUCUAUCAGAAAACAGAGGAUUGUAUUUGAAGGAUUUGCUAGACCAACGACUUCGGUCUCCAUCAAGUCAGUUAGCUGCGGGAGUGGUUUCCAUCGUAACAGUGGCCUUGGCAUGCAUGAGCACUGAUCCAGGUUCAUGACCCACUAUGCAGUUUAUGGCAAAAGAACUGUCAGCAGACUUGCCUCUCUGAGCCGUUAGGCAUGAUAACCAUCAACAACUUGCUAAGUUUUCGAAACUAGAAGCGACUGAAAUUAAAGUUUAACAACCUAAUUCUACUUGAAAGAGUUUUGCAUGUCCUAUAGUUUCUGCUUUCUA